AUGGGCAGUGAGCGCAGUUUCAGAUGCAAGAUCUUCGUGGAAAGGCAUCCUGCCCACGAGGAACUUGCAGUCAUCCUAGCUGUGGUGCUGCAUACCACCCACCGCCCUGGUGGGGCCAUCACGCCUAAGAUGAAAUCCACGCUCACCCAUAUCCCCAAGCCUAGAAUCGUAGUACUCCCGAAAGUUGCCACAACAGAGUCGCGGGAAAUGGCCCGCAAGCGGCGCUGCGGCGAGGAUGCCUCCCCAGAGGCCGGAAGGCGAGGCCGGCGGCAUGUUGGACUUGGAGCGGUCAUACUGGAAAACUUGGGCUAUUCCGGAAACGACGAUGAAGGCCAGGAAGCCAAGGCCGCAAAGCUCGAUGCCUAUGCAGCUCCCGAGGGCGCGGAGCGCGCAAGCCCAGAUGAGGCGCCCAGGAAGCGCCGGCCGCGCAAGGAGAAGCGUCUCCCCGAGGCGGAGGCCGCAAGCGGAGAUGAGGCGCCCAAGAAGCGCCGGCCUCGAAAGGCCCGUGAGGCUCCAGAUGGAGCUGACGAAGAGCAGCCGCAGGGCGACCGCGCACAGAGGCAGAGACGAGCCAGGCCGAAAGAGAAGCAAGAGUUUGGCGAGGAGGAGGAACCCGACGAGGCGUCAGUAGCCGCGUGGAAGCGCCUCCUCGCUGCGCGAGCCGACGGCGAAGACUUGCGCCUGGCUUUCUCCCUGCGGCCCAUGGUUCCGCAGGAGCUGCGCCAGCUGGGUCCAGAAAGCUUCCUUGGGAAGAAGAAAGAGCUGGGUGCGCAGCCUUUAUUCAACCGCGAGGGCAAAGUGAACCUCCAGUUUCUCCUUGCCAGCUACAAGGCAUCAGACAAGCGCCGUGGGGAAGAUAAGGAUGCAUCCAACCCUCACCAUCCGUUCCUGCUCUGGUUAGUGAAGCAGGCUCGCCAGCUGCGGCUGCUGAGCAGUAGGGAGGUGAAGCGGGGGCAGAUCCCCAAACAGCGUCUGGAGCAGGCGAAAACGAAUGGCUACAGCCUCGCAGAUGGAGCCAAUCUGGCACAGGCUUCCGACGAUGAAGAGCGAAAUCGUCAGAAGGAAGCUGAGGAGCAGGCGAGUGCAGACAUUCUGCAACGUGAAGUUCUAUUCCCAGAGCGAGUCGGCAGUCAGUCCCUGGCUGAGUCGUCCGAGCGCUUGCGGCAGCAGCUGCGAAACCAAGCAGAGCUAAGAAAGGAAAGGAUAAAAGCCCACUCCAGCAACGGCCAGGAUCUGCAGUCAAUGUCUUCAGUUCUCAGCGCGCCAUCCCUUUCGUUCGACUGGGUUGAGCCGGAGUCCGACGAGGAGACCAACCCGAGCGGCACGUUGCAGGUUGAUCUGCCUCCCAGCGCACAGAGCUCCGAGUCGCGGCGCGAGUUGCUUCGGGAAACGAUCCAGCGUUCUGUGUCCUUUAAGCAGGCCGAAGUCCUCAAUUCCAAGGCAAAUCGCGCAUUGUCUGCAUCGCUGUCGGCAUCCAGUGCAAAGUCCUCCCGGCUGGUGGAGGCGGACAAGCUAGCGGACAAGCUGGCAGACAAGCUCAAAGCGAAGUCCAAGCAAGGCAAUGCUCCGGUGCAUCCGCAGGGUGAAGGAUCAGCUACAGCGGCGGCUGUGACGCUGCCACAAGGCCCAGCUGUGGAGACCUCCGCCACGGUGGACUCUAUCCCAGCAGAAGCAUCAGGUCCAGCUGCGGAGACCUCCGUCAAAGAGCGCUGUGUCCCAGCAGAAGCAUCAGGCCCAGCUGUGGAGACCUCCGUCACGGUGGGCUCUGUCCCAGCAGAAGAAUCAGGCCCAGCUGUGGAGACCGCUGCCGCAGAGGGCUCUCUCCCAGCGGAAGGAGCCGUGGAGACCGCCGCGGAGGCCUCCAUCCUGGCCGAAGCAGCAGAUGACCUGGAGAUCAGCGCGACUUUGCCCUUUGAAGUCGAUCUGGAGCAAGGUGCACAGGCGGCGCAACAUGGCCGCAAGUAUUUAGAGUUUCAACGUGCUGCUUGCUGCGUGCCUUUGCCAGCAGAUGCAGGCACGACCUUGGGCAUUGCCUAUUGGAAACUGGACGCCACAGCUUUUGCAUCGCAGACCUCUCUGCGACGCUGCCCUUCGACGUUGUGCUGGGUGAGGCCGGUGACGAGAAGCACGAACGUGCGGAUCAAGCACAACCCCCUGAGCGGUGUCGAGGAUACGGCUCCGAUGCAUUCUUCCCCGGAGGCGAGUGGCGCUCUCUUGGAGGCCGAGGAGACAAAGACCUCCAGCGAGGCAGAAGGGCAGAGGGGAGGUUUCGACGACGGGGCGGCGCUGCGCCGGGAGCGGGCCUGGCUCCGGCACCUGAAGCGGAAACGCCGGGAGGAGGACAAGGAGAAUCAGAAGGUGCAGAAGUCCAAAGCCAAGGCGGGCCGCGGCAAAAUGCCAUCACCGGUGGACGAGGAGGACGACCUCUUCCUUGGCAAUCGAGGGCACUUGGGUAAGCAAGAAGGCAUACCAUGUAGCAGCGCGGGGACAGAAACAAGCCAAAUCUGCUGCUUGGCACCCGCGCCCCCAGGAGGCAAGUCUGACCGGUACUUGUCUCGGGCUGUUGCGCUCUUCGACAUGCUCUCAGCGAUGAAGUAUUGGCACUUUGCUGCUGGGCGUAUCAUGGGGGGAGAUGGUGGCCAGGUUAUUGAUCGGGCCACCAUGGUCAAGACCAAGGGAUGGGGCCUGACGAAGGCCAGUGGGGACAGAUAUGCCGCCUCCCUCGGCGAGAUGAACAGCUACAUGCAGAUGGUCUUCGAGGACCGUGGGCUGGGCAACCUCGAGAGGCACCGAGUUCGCAUGACCACCUGCAUGAUUUCUCAGCAGGCUCUCCGCGAUCCGGUGGUGGCGUGCAAACUUGGAAAUCUCUACAACAAAGAGGCUGUGAUUGCGGCUCUGCUGAAUCGGAAGAUGCCUGAAGACCUCUCCCACAUCCGUGGAUUAAAGGAUGUGAAGCAGUGCAUCAUCACCUGGGCCGAAGCGGAGAAGGAACAGGGAGAGAAGCGCAUGGUUUGUCCGGUGUCGAGAGAAGACCUGGACUCUGGCAGCAGCCGCGCCGUGCUCAUUUGGCCGAGUGGAGCCGUGAUUGCAGCGAAGAGCCUGAAGGAGAUGAAGAUGAAGGAGUGCCCGUUGACUUCCAAGCCCUUCGACGCUGACAAGGACAUCAUUCCGCUGGCUCCUGAUGGCGAG
Molecule: messenger RNA, 3189 nt
Organism: Symbiodinium necroappetens
Lineage: Eukaryota; Dinophyceae; Suessiales; Symbiodiniaceae
Source: the annotation of a GenBank genome assembly